This is a messenger RNA of Saitoella complicata NRRL Y-17804, 918 nucleotides long. RefSeq lists its product as uncharacterized. Gene Ontology annotation, molecular function: RNA binding; structural constituent of ribosome. Lineage: Eukaryota; Fungi; Ascomycota; Saitoellomycetes; Saitoellales; Saitoellaceae. The transcript is spliced from 2 exons. Gene Ontology annotation, cellular component: ribosome. The coding region runs from base 1 to 918 and encodes 305 amino acids. Gene Ontology annotation, biological process: translation. The record is from RefSeq and is a predicted model, not a curated record.
AUGUCCAGCUCAAGAAAGGUGCUGGCAUCGCUGGCAGGCGCUGCGCGAUCCUUCCAUACUACCGCACCAGCACGAGCCCGUGUCCCCCGUCACCGGUGGAAGCCCAAGGCUCCAGCUCCAAAGCCCGCAAACAACUACGACGAUCUCGCCGCCGUCAUCACUCCAGCCGAAAUCGUCAAUCUCCCUCGACGAACCACCGGUAUCUCCAUCCCCUACUUCGACGACUUCAAGAAACUCCACCCAAUCCUCGACUUCCCCUCCAAACAGGUUCAGGAGAAGGCCUACGCUGCAGGCGCGAUCGAGGCAACACCCGAUCUUCCUGAUGUCCGGCCGAAGCUUACGCAACCAAAGGAGGGAGAGUUAACUGAGAACGCGUUGAUUGCGGCAACGGGAGUCACACCCGACCAAAUCCGAUCGAACUUUAUCACAAAGACGUUGGUGUUGCACCGUGUCGUUAACCAGACCAAAAAAGGAAAGAUUUCCUCGAUGUACGCACUCGCCGUCGUUGGAAAUGGUAAAGGUAUGGUCGGCUACGGCGAAGGCAAAGCCGACGAAGCCGCCCUCGCAUCCCAAAAAGCGACCUACGCCGCUCUCAAAAACAUGCAAUACGUCCCCCGAUACGAAAACCGUACCAUCCACGGCGAACUCAAAGUUAAAUACCACGCCGUCCACCUGACGCUUCGACCACGACCACCGGGUUUCGGACUUCGUGUGAAUCAUUAUAUUUAUGAGAUUUGUAAGGCGGCGGGGAUUUCUGAUUUGGGAGGGAAGGUUAUGAACAGGGGUUCGAGAAAUGGGAUGAACGUUGUUAAGGCUACUUUUGAGGCUCUAACGAACCAGAAGUUGCCGGAGACUUUGGCGAGGCAGAGGGGAAAGAAGGUUAUGGAUGUUAGGAAGGUGUAUUUCUCGAGGACAUAG